Molecule: messenger RNA, 1560 nt
Organism: Porites lobata
Lineage: Eukaryota; Metazoa; Cnidaria; Anthozoa; Scleractinia; Poritidae
Source: the annotation of a GenBank genome assembly
AUGAUUGAGCAAUACUUGGAGUAUUGCAAAGAGCAGUGUCACAAGCCACUUAGUAGGUCUUCUCUGUUUAAAAUAUUGGAGGUUCGCGAAGCGUCUCAGCGUAAAUCGCUCCAGGGUUUAGACAAUACGGCUGCACAUGGUGCUGCGGGCUAUCAGACUAUCGAGACGCUGGUUGAAACUCUUGAGAAAGGAGGAAUGGAAAAACAGUGGUGUCUACUUAUUUGCCAAAACCUACGCGAUGCUAAACGCUAUCUCAAAACUGACUACCGGGUGCACUGUCAACAGCACUACUCUACUUGCGCUGACCACUGUAGAAAGUUUGCGCUUAGUGAUCCUGUUGAUCCCGAGCUACAGCGCCCUUGUCCGCGUCAGCAUCAGUCGACUUGCGAGCAGUGCCAAGGGCUGAAGGAUGUUCCAAAGGAAGUAAGACUAGCGAUUGAAGGGUCAUCGUGGAAGCCUUACAGUUCCGAACAACGAGAAGAUGUCCUUUACGACUUUGAUAGUGCACAGUCAGACAUCUUGCUGUGGAAAGCGCACAUUGUGCGCUCAAUAAAUCAGGAGGAGGCGAAACAAGAUGUACUAAAAUCAGAAGACCCACAGUCUGCCAUUCUGAUCAUGGACUGGGUUGUGAAGUUCCUCAAAAUAAAAUUUCGUGAGAAACAGUCUGAAUGGUUAGGCAAAAGGGGGCUGAGCUGGCAUAUUUCCACCCUUAUAACUAAGAAUGUUGACUCUGGAAAAAUUGAGCUGAAAUCGUAUGUGCAUAUCUUCGACUCUUGCCAACAAGACUGGUACGUAGUAUGCUCGAUCAUCGAAAACACACUUGAGGUAGUAAAGAAAAAACAUCCCCAGAUUACCCAAGUGAACCUAAGGAGUGACGAAGCAGGCUGUUACCACAAUAUCUUUCUCUUAGCCGCCGUUAGAGAUGCCGGAAGACGAGUAGGCAUGGAAGUACCACGGUAUGACUUUUCCGAGCCGCAUUAUGGAAAAGAUAUCUGUGAUAGAAUCCUUUGUCCAAUGAAAUCAUCCAUCCGAAGAUAUUGCAAUGAAGGACACGGUGUCGUUUCUGCCAAAGACAUGCGUGUAGCGCUCUCAGAACGCCCUGUUCAAGGUACAACUGCCUCCGUGUGCGCAAUAAAUGAGACUCAAAAGACACUCGAAGUACAUAAGAUACAAGGUUUCAGCAAGUAUCACAAUUUCAAGUUUAAAGGGGAAGGAAUUAGAGCAUGGAGAGAUUAUGGUGUUGGACUGGGCAGGUUUAUUCCUUACCGAGAAGUCAUAACUGAACCUCAAGGUUCUACUGACCUUAUUGUGCAUGAGAACUUCUUUCCUCUCAAAGAAGCUCUAGCACAUAAGAGAGAGACAAACAGUGAAAAUGAGCAAAGCAACGGUCUUUUCUCUUGUUCUGAGCCCGGGUGCAACAUGGUUUUCAAGAAAUUCAGUGGACUCGAAAAUCACCUUGAUGUUGGUGAGCACAGCCAAGUUCGCCGAAACCUUGAUACGGUGUAUGACAAGCUCAGAAGAGACUGGGCGGAGAAAUUUCGUACUGUUGAUAAGGAUGAA